Molecule: messenger RNA, 1143 nt
Organism: Cryptomeria japonica (Japanese cedar)
Lineage: Eukaryota; Viridiplantae; Streptophyta; Pinopsida; Cupressales; Cupressaceae
Product: subtilisin-like protease SBT2.5
Exons: 4
Coding region: 429-722 (97 amino acids)
Source: RefSeq, a predicted model, not a curated record
AAACGUGGAAAACGAAAUGACCCGCGGGUUUUGAUCAUCUUUUUCCCUCAUAAAUUUGGAGGCGGCUUCCCUUUCUAACGGCUCCUGUUAGAAUAUUCGUUUUGGCAGACUGCCGCGGUUCCACGCUAACGGCCAUCCCUGAAGCUAAAAUUAGUCUUUUAAUACACAUACAUAUGAUUCAAAAUCAUUUUUGUUGGAUCUCAGCAGGGUAAUAAUUCCUAAGUUUGAGAACAGUAAUUUGUUUUUGUCCUCCUCGCUGCCUAUGCGCUGUAAUCACUGUGAUCAGUACUGAUCUGCGAUAGUCAGGAAUCAGGUUGGUCCCAGCUUCCGCCAUUUCAUCCACUCCAUUAUUUCUGAAUAACAAAAAUACGGCUCACUGUAAGAGAACAUGCUUUCUUCGGAAAACUGGGAGAGGCAUAAGUGUGAAAAUGAGCGCAGUGGAGAGCGAGGUGUAUCUGGUUUUGAUGGAAUAUGAUGAGCAAUAUGAACGGCUUAAGAAACACAGUGAAAAGGGGAGUACAGCAGAACUGGAAAAGUAUGUAAGCAAUAAGCAUGAUAUGUUGUUAGAGAAUACCUUGGAGGCUGGAUCUUACCAGAAACGUUUUUCCUGGGUUAUUAUUGAUGGCUUUGUGGUUGAAAUGAGUUCUCAUCAGGCUGAGAUGCUGAGAUCUGCAGAGGGAGUGAGGGUGGUUGAGAAGGAUAAAGAACUCAAGCCUCCCUGAUUCCGAUUCCGAUUCCCUUACUCAAGAGAAGCAAUUUUAAAAGCCGCUUUUCUUCUUUGUGCCAUUUUUCAACAGAUUCAUCCCUGAUUUUCUAUGAAUUUAGAGACAAUGGGGAGUAGGAGACGCUCUUCAUGUGCCGUUUUGGUGAAGGUUUCUUCUUUGUUUGCAAGUUGUGUUGUAAUGAGAUUUCUAUUUAUGUUGCUGGUCAUAUCAGAAAUGGCUAAUAAGCUACAGUUGUUUAGUUCCAAAAAUACCAAAAAUGCAUUCGUAAACUCCCAAAAUAAGUAAAUACUGCUGGUCUUGUCUAUUGCAUUGGGAAAUUAUAUAUGCUUACGCGUUUUGUAACAAAUAUAAAGUGAUAUAAACUCUUAUGAGUAUAAUUUAAACAUAUAAUCAGGACUUCUGUUAUUGGAGACUUAAA